CUUGUUCGUGUACCUGUCCAUGUACAUGGUGGCAACGGACUGGUUGGCUUAUGUUUGUUUAUCCAGCCAUCAAUCCAUGUCUACGGAAAAUCGAUCGUGGGAGAGGAUGCAUAUCAGAUGCACCGCUAAGAGAUGUGUUCGCGAAGAAUGGAAGAUGGAUCAUCAAUGUGACCAUUGACUGGGUCAUAAGGUUAUCUCGUCGAGUAUAUGCAAUUAAGUGAUAUGGAGAACUGAGAAAACCGAGCCGGUCAAUUGAUCUCACCUUCCUUCCACACCCACACAUAGACCGUCCGUACGGCGUAGCCAGAUAAAAACCACGCCAUUCCCGCAUAUCAGCUACACCCUCUCCGCGACGAACCCGCGCACGCGACCCAUUCUGCUCCACCCAUCGCCAUUCCUACAGGAAGCGCGGAGUAUCCCGCCCAUCCCGCAGAGCCGCCCGUACUACACCAAUCUCGGGCCACCACGAACCCUACCUUCUCCAUCUGAUCAUCGACAUUUACCGCUAAUUGAUCUUUUUCCGCCGUCCAAUCAAAAGCCUCGCAUCCCUGUGAUGCCCCAAUAAUUUGCCAACUUUAUCGUACGUCGAGUUUCUCCAGUGGUACCUACCAAAUGCAGCCAAGAGGGGAAUGUGGGCUAAUAUCACCGCGUUGAGUGUGGUGCGUUAUUUGGGUAAUCGGCCAAUGGGGAUGUGGCGUCGAGGUAAGCGCUUGCGUACCGCUAUUGGGCAAGAGGUUGCGUAUGUUUUUUUUUUGUUUUCUGGUAACGGCGAGUAGAAUCGAGAUAUGGAUAAAGGGUAGGAAGGUCGUAUACGGUGUGGAUUUGGUAAAAUGGUAUAUCCUAAAUCAUAUACACAGUGCACACCCUCGUGCUGGACGUAGACCUACUCAUGAUAU
Molecule: messenger RNA, 896 nt
Organism: Periconia digitata
Lineage: Eukaryota; Fungi; Ascomycota; Dothideomycetes; Pleosporales; Periconiaceae
Source: the annotation of a GenBank genome assembly